AUGUCGAAUCCAUCACAGAUAUUCUCUACUGCCUGUAAAAAAGUUUUAGAUUGCUGGACUGCCCUGAAUUUAGCAGUUGAGAAUAAUUGGGGAGGUGAUGAUAGCGAAUUGAAAAAGGAGUUACUUGUUAGGAAUAUCAUUGAAUUCUGCCUUGAAAGUAAUGAAUUUAUGAAUAAGGAAAUAUAUUCUGAUCAAAUAGAAGAUAUAAUAGUUGACAAGAUCGACGAGUAUUUUAAUGUAACAUUGGAAGAUGGCAGUGAGGUUGAAAUCGCAUCCAUAUUGGUUAAAUUACAUUUUACAUGUUCAAAUAAUGACUUUACUUAUGCAAACGAGUUGAUAAAUAACUUGAAAAAAUGCUCUAACCCCUGUAUUUCUGGAAACGAUGAAAGCUCUGAGGAGGAAAAGCCCGAAAAAAUAAAAGGCAGUUCUAGGGGACCGAAAACAGUAAGAGACGAGGAGGGAUGGACCACAAUUUUAUGA
This is a messenger RNA of Theileria annulata, 480 nucleotides long. RefSeq lists its product as uncharacterized. The transcript is spliced from 6 exons. Gene Ontology annotation, cellular component: nucleus. Gene Ontology annotation, biological process: maturation of SSU-rRNA from tricistronic rRNA transcript (SSU-rRNA, 5.8S rRNA, LSU-rRNA). The coding region runs from base 1 to 480 and encodes 159 amino acids. Lineage: Eukaryota; Apicomplexa; Aconoidasida; Piroplasmida; Theileriidae. The record is from RefSeq and is a predicted model, not a curated record.